GCUUUGAGUCAGAUGAAGUUAUCUUUCUAAAGAUGGGAACGGCAGCAUUUUGUGUGUCUUUCAUAUUAACUGCCUUAGCCUCGUCUGUCCACUCUGCAUUGAAUGAUGUAGAUGGACGCUCUGGCUUUUAUUCGAAUGCAGUUGUUCAGAAUGUUUGGCCAGGCUUUACUAUGCUCACUGGUGGCCAUGGUGGGUUUUAUGACAAUAGCCAGUCUCCUAGCUUAAAUGAGCUUGAAUCUAGUUUUCCAUUGCCUUUACCAGUCUGGGACUUCAUGAACACAGGACCUAGCUUUGCUAUCAAGGUCAUGAACUCAUCUUGGAAUGGUCUUGCUAAGGCUAAUGUCUACCAAAGAGGAGAGCCAAUUUACCUGAAAGUAACUUCAAGUGUACCUGGUCAAGAGCUUUAUAUUCAUUCCUGCUAUGUUGCCCCAUCUCCAAACCCUGCUGAUAAAUCCAGAUAUGCCCUCAUCUUGAACAAAGGAUGUGUGUCCUCCAAACAGUCUGUGUUAAAGUUCAUCUCCAGACAGAGUGAUGCAGUUAACUUAAUUUUGGACACUUCCAAUUUGAAGUUCUCAAAGGUUUAUGUGCACUGUAGUGUGGUCCUCUCCAGUUUUGGGCUGACUUCAGACACCAAGUCUUGCAACUACAUUAAGAGCAAAUCCAGAUGGAUUGAUCUGGGUGGCCAGACAGAUGUAUGUGACUGCUGUGCCACAAAAUGCAGAGGAACUCCUUACUAUGAGGGUCUGUUCAAUGAGUUUAAAGCAAUGGUAAGCACUGGUCCAUUGACCAUCAAGGAACAGGAACAUGAGAAGCAGCUGUCUGUGUCAAACAGUACCUCAAUCACUGCCCCCCAGAUUGCAGCCUCAGCCACUUCUGCUAGAAAAGACUGGAUCAUGUCUGGAGCAUCACCUUUUACUGGAAAAGGAUGGAUUGUAUCUGGAGCUUCUGUGUCUGGCAGCUCUGUGCUCAAACACCCUCCCUUGAAGACCCAACCUCUAACUGGGGAUUUGAUCAUAAGUCUAGAACUAGGUACUCCAUCUUGGCUUCCAGGGCUUGUAGAUGUUCAACCAAACCCAGUACUGGAGAUGGGAAUUGGUUAUCCUAAGCAGAAGGGUAGAGCCAAAAUUACUAUGCUCAGUCAAAGCAGUGCUCCAGCUGAAUCUUUCUGGGGGAAACCAGAAGCUGACUUUGAAGCAACGAUGCAGAAAGAAGACCCAUCAAAGAUUUUUCCAGAGCUUGAAUCUAGACAUCAGGAACUUGCAAGUGUGGAUAAUGGUUAUGUGGCUGAUGCCCCAAGUUUGACAAAUGGACACUUUGGAGACAUACCUGAGCCAGUUUUGGGAGACUUCCAUCAAUCUAGUGAGGAACUGAGGGGUGAUGUAUUUACAAACUUCAGAGAGCCCCAGAUGGAGAACAUCCCUGAAAUGGAGAUCAAUUCUCUACAUGAAGUACCAAAAAGCAAGGUUUCUGAAGAGGUCCAAGACAAGGAUGAAGUUCUGGUCCUCACACAGACGGAAAUGUUCUUUAAGAAGGUUAAAGGAGAUGUAGAAGGCAAGCCAGAAUCUGUAAAGCGGUCCAAGCUGACCCUCACCCAGGCUUCAGAUGGAUCUAGUUUGCUCAGCUUUGAGGAACAGGAGAGGUCACCCACUGCAGGUGAAGAGGCAGUCAGGAAAGCCAUGUUAGAGCUGAAACAGAACAUGGUGGAAGAAAAGCUUGAAAGGUCAAAGAAACAAGAUACAGAGAAGGAACUGGUGUCAUCCCUGUUGGAUAUGUUGAGGGGAUUGAUUAAGAUGCCAUGACCUGUCCAUGAACAAGAACUUCUCUACAUCUUUAACCUAAUGUGUGCAAAUAAAGAUGAAGUAAACUGAA
Colossoma macropomum (tambaqui) is the source of this 1869-nucleotide messenger RNA. RefSeq names its product zona pellucida protein C (gene zpcx). Gene Ontology annotation, cellular component: extracellular matrix. Gene Ontology annotation, molecular function: acrosin binding. Bases 33 to 1799 code for a protein of 588 amino acids. NCBI's taxonomy places the organism in Eukaryota, Metazoa, Chordata, Actinopteri, Characiformes, Serrasalmidae. The transcript is spliced from 7 exons. The record is from RefSeq and is a predicted model, not a curated record. Gene Ontology annotation, biological process: egg coat formation; binding of sperm to zona pellucida; positive regulation of acrosome reaction.